GGAAGCGACGUCCUUGAAACCCUCCUUGUCGUACCCGGUGCCCACAAUGCAGCCAUCAUCUCAUCAUGCGCCCCCGAGUACCCGUGCGCCUCCAAGUACGCAUACGCACGCUCCGAGCAUGUCUACCCAUCGACCACAGCAUGAUUCCCAUACGCGGCAUUCAAGCCUCCCCUUCCCUCAGAGUCCGCCUGGCUCUGGAUACCCUGUCGCAAUGGAUGUCGCAGUACCUCGUCGUCCAACGGCAGAUGGGGAGGACAAGAAGUUACCGCGUCUGCCUUCGCGAAAGGAGAGGAGGCCGUCGCUUAUAGAACAGAUCAAGCACCUGGGGACACCGGGGCCACGAAGAAGAGACUCCGAGUCCGGGAAGAAGGCAUAGACUCGUACGCGCUGUCAAACUGCUGGAUUAGACAGCUGGACAGUCGUCGUGACCACUGUCUGCGAUGUUCGCGAUCUUCACCCUGCCAGGCGCUGAGGGCAUGGGGCAAGUACGUUCCUUACUCAAACCCACACUACCACAUGGUCUUCUGCGCAGCGCUUGCAGCUUCUUCACCUGCACUUAGUUUUCCGCGCAUAGACUUUGGAACAGAACAUGAGUUUGUAUCGAAUACCAAGAGACGGU
This is a messenger RNA of Dichomitus squalens LYAD-421 SS1, 619 nucleotides long. RefSeq lists its product as uncharacterized. The transcript is spliced from 2 exons. NCBI's taxonomy places the organism in Eukaryota, Fungi, Basidiomycota, Agaricomycetes, Polyporales, Polyporaceae. Bases 47 to 376 code for a protein of 109 amino acids. The record is from RefSeq and is a predicted model, not a curated record.